This is a messenger RNA of Danio rerio (zebrafish), 1065 nucleotides long. NCBI's taxonomy places the organism in Eukaryota, Metazoa, Chordata, Actinopteri, Cypriniformes, Danionidae. The record is from RefSeq and is a predicted model, not a curated record.
AUGCCUGCGAUUGUGAAUCUGCUCUUCAACACAGUCUCCACCAACACCACCAUCUCCUUCUCUCUGGUGCUGCCUCUGGUCAGCAUCCUCUCUCUGCUGGUGGGAGUCGGAGGUCACCUACUCAUGUGGUUGGUUUUGAUGCGUAACCCUCGGCGUCGUUCAAAGCCCAGCUCGGUCCUCCUGUUAAACCUGAGUUUUGCUGAUCUGUGCGCUCUGCUCACCUUGCCCUGUGUGCUGCUGAGCGCCAGCUCUCAGAACUGGCAGCUGGGAGGAGGCGUUUGUGUGUUGUUGAGCUUCAUGACCUCCCUGACCGCUGGAGUGGACAUCUUCAGCCUGGCUGCGCUCUCUGUGCUGCGUUAUCGAAUAGUGGCUCCCUCGACACGGCCUCCAGCCACCCCUGCACAGGUAGCUGGCACGGUUGCUGUUAUCUGGCUGGUUUCCAUCGCCAUGGCCCUGCCUAAAGUCACAUACAUCCAGUUUGAUGGUGGCUGCACGUGGUCAGUAGGUCGCGGCCACUGGUUAGGCUUCCUUGUUCCUGCAUUUCUAGUGUAUUACGUGGCUCCUCUCCUCUGCAUUGCCCUGCACUGCGGGCUCAUCAUCACACACCUCUACCGUUGCCGGGGCACUCUAGCCGCAGACCAUCGCAACAAAAAAGCCACCGCCCUCCUCAUCGGCUCCACACUGGUGUUUGCCAUCAGCUGGCUGCCUUACUACGUGCUGGAGUUCGUCAAUGUUUUAUCGCCCUCCCUCAAUUCUGCAAGCCCCGGCCCCGAUCCCACCGCCCCAUCAUCAGCGUCAAGCACGGAGGUGUCUCUGCUGUGGGAGGUGACCUCGCUGUCUGCCAUUCUCCUGAUUUGUCUGGCACCUUGCUGGAAUCCACCACUCUACUUCCUGCUAUCUAAACCGGCCCUGAGGCAGCUGAGAGGGCUGCUCAUGCACCAGCACUGGAGAGCUGCUACCCUCCUGCAGCACAUAGUGCCAAAACACGCUCCCACACAACCCCACUCACAGGCUGGGUCUCAACACCUUCCUCAGCACAUACUACCAGCAACGCACUCACAAUGA